Drosophila teissieri is the source of this 1049-nucleotide messenger RNA. It is a transcript of the gene Pmi, whose product is annotated as transmembrane protein 11 homolog, mitochondrial. The transcript has 4 exons. The coding region runs from base 82 to 627 and encodes 181 amino acids. Gene Ontology annotation, biological process: inner mitochondrial membrane organization. NCBI's taxonomy places the organism in Eukaryota, Metazoa, Arthropoda, Insecta, Diptera, Drosophilidae. Gene Ontology annotation, cellular component: mitochondrial inner membrane. The record is from RefSeq and is a predicted model, not a curated record.
CGGUCGGAAGCGAUUGCUGUUCUCGCCAUUGCACUGUUUGUGUCUGUGUUUGUCGUCGUGCAAUUCAGGGAGCGGCAGGCGAUGAUGCUUUUCCAUUUUCAAUUUUGGGUGUCUUUUCUUAUGAGUGGCACGAGUAAGGUGCCCACUUUCCAUGUCAUCCGCGAGGUCUACGACAGUUCCAAUGCCCACGAAAGAUUCGAGGCUGAGCUGGACAAGGCGCUGGAAGCCAAGGUGGACUUCAUUAUCAUAGAGCCGCCUCGCUUGGGCGACGAAACUGGUCGUUGGAUUUGGGUGGGCAACUGCCUGCACAAGACGGCAGUGGCCAAUGGAGUGAUUGCCCUGGUGGCCAGCUUGCUCUGGCGGGAUCGCCCCCUCAUUGCAGCACCCGCUUGUGCACUCUCGAUUUUUUGCACAGGACUGUACACGGUCUCCUGGAACUAUGAUCCUUGCUGUCAAUAUCAGGUAGAAAAUAAUGACACUGUGUUGGAGAAGCUCCCACUGACAGAUGUCUCCUCGCCUGUGAUUUUGGGCUACUCGUCCAACUCAAAAACCAAAUACUUGCACCGCGGCGUAUCCUUCCUCUCGGCUGCUUUGUGCGCCUGGCAGAUUUGGAGGUCCUACAAGUAGGGGAUUCGAAGGAGCCGCUGAAAUGGCCAGCUGCUGGAUUGGGCCUGUCCUCUGCGGAGGCGUAAUACCUAAUAAGUUUAAUUUAAGCACAUAGGCGAAUGCAUUUCUUUUAGAUUUUCGAACGAUUUUAACUCCGUGUACUGUCUUUCGUGAAACUUUUAAAUGUUCCCAAGUCCCAGGCUACGUCUCUGACCAGUGGCCAUGUCUAGUGUUCCCGUGGCUGCCACUUGAACUGGCGAGCAUGCUCAUAACUUAUUACGGUUCCCAAGCCUAAGUUAGUCUUAAGGGAGGAGCAGCCUCUGCACUGUAAAUUAAGCAAAGCCAACCUCUGUGUAUAAAGCGAAACCCAUUUAUGAUUGUUAUUAGAGUCUAGUUGAAGAUAUCAGAAAACGAAAGUCAAAAUAAACGCAAUGCGAAUGUUA